Molecule: messenger RNA, 1575 nt
Organism: Verruconis gallopava
Lineage: Eukaryota; Fungi; Ascomycota; Dothideomycetes; Venturiales; Sympoventuriaceae
Exons: 2
Coding region: 1-1575 (524 amino acids)
Source: RefSeq, a predicted model, not a curated record
AUGCGGCUCCUAAAGGCAUCAUCUGUUGGCAGCUUUAAGCUGGUUUACUUCCCUGAUGACAGCACUCCUCCAUAUGCAAUUCUCUCACAUACCUGGAGCGAGGGCCAAGAAGUCACAUACAGCGAUCUAAUGGCCGGUACUGGCAGAAAGAAGACUGGCUUUGCGAAGAUCCGCUUCUGUGCGGACAGAGCGGCAUAUGAUGGCUUUGCUUACUACUGGAUAGAUACCUGCUGUAUUAAUAAGUCUGACAGCGCAGAGCUUCAGACAGCGGUUAACUCAAUGUUUCGAUAUUACCAACGCGCGAAGAAGUGCUACGUAUAUCUAUCAGAUGUCCAAGUGCCGGAAGAGGUUGCUGACCCCCAGGCUUUCCGAAUACUAUGGGAGGACAGCUUUCGACGUAGCAGAUGGUUCACGCGAGGCUGGACGCUGCAGGAGCUAUUAGCGCCGCCUAUCGUGGAGUUCUUCUCCAAGAAUGCGAAACUACUAGGCAGUAAGAUAUCAUUAGAGCGAGAGAUUCAUGACAUCACCAAGCUUCCCAUCGAAGUCCUUAGAGGACAACGGAAGUUCUCCACUUUCAGCAUAGAAGAACGACUGGAGUGGGUCGCUCCACGCACGACUACAUUAAAGGAGGAUAAAGUAUAUUGCCUUCUGGGGAUAUUUGGAGUAUUCCUGCCCCUUAUAUAUGGAGAAGGUGAAGAGCACGCGAAAUACCGGCUGAGAGAGGAGAUAGCGAAACGGCAGGAAAGACGAGGCCUAGAGCAUCUGCAGGACUUAACAGUUGCCUUGCCACUACCCUUUCCACGAAAUGAACAAUUCGUCGGACGAGAAGAAGAACUCAGGAUUCUUGAACAUUUCCUCCUCCCGAAUACCCACCAACGUUUGACUGUAUAUGGACUGGGCGGGUGUGGGAAAUCCGCACUUGUACUUGAGUUUGCAUACCGCACACUCGCCCGACAUCCUGGAUACCUUAUCUUCUGGGUGCCUGCUAUUAGCAAAGAAACCUUUGAGCUUGCAUAUCUCGAAAUCGGAACACUGCUUAAUAUGCCGGGCUUGGGUGACGAUAAUGCAGAUAUCAAGCGGCUGGUUAAAGAGACGUUAAGCUUAAAUAAGCGAAAUUGGCUGAUGAUUGUGGACAAUGCGGAUGAUACUGAGAUACUGAUGAGCGGUAAAACUCGACUACUGGAUUACAUUCCGUAUGAUAGUGGCAAGAUCAUCUUCACAUCGCGAAGCAGGAAAGCGGCUACUGUUUUAGCCCCGGCAAAAACCCUGGAGUUGCAGGAUAUGGGCGGGCUGGAAGCACGGCAGCUGUUUGAGCGGCGCAUCUCGAAACGGGCAUUGCUCACCGAUGGAAGAGCUGUGGAUGAGCUGCUUGAGAAACUUGCUUAUCAUGCACUUGCUAUUGUGCAGGCUGCGGCUUUUAUAAAUAGUAAUGAGACCUCGGUUACAGCAUAUAUCUUAUUGAUGCGAGAUACGGAGAUAGGCGCUUUUGGCGAGAGUUUUGAAGACCCAGGUAGAUACCGCGAAAUGGACAGCACGAUUGCUAAAACAUGGUAUAUCUCAUUUAAUCAGAUUUAA